AUGCUGCAAGUCGGGAAACUCCUCGAGAACCAGCCCAUCGUCAUCAUCUCAGUCGAGGACGCCAGCGAGGUGCUCCUCAACAAGGGUGUCAGCUCUGCGCCUAUUUACGACUCGGCACGAAAGAUGUUCGUUGGCAUGUUCGACUACAGUGAUCUGAUGACCUACAUCCUCCUGGUCCUCAAAAAAAUGGAAGUUCCCUUGGAAGACCAGACCAUGGAGAUGCGGGAUCUCAUCCAAAAGACCAACCACAGCCAGAACGUGCCCGUCAAGCUCGUAUCCGAUCUCUCGGGCAACGACCCGUUCUGUACAGUGCUCGCAGAGACGAAGCUCGGAGGUGUGGUCAACGACUUUGGCACAGGGAUCCACCGGGUGGCCGUAAUGGAUUCUCAAGGAAAUAUGAUGGGAGUUCUCACCCAGUCCUUGACUCUGGAUUAUCUUAUGCGUCAUCUGAGUGAGUUUCCACAACUCCAACCACUGAUGCAAAAAGGGCUCCAACAACUGGGUCUCACUGGCGUCAAGGUCCUGUCUGUCACCGGAGAAACACAAGUUCUGGAAGCACUCAUCACCAUGAGUACAAAUGGAGUAUCGUCACUUGCGGUCGUUAAUGACCAGGGCGUCCUCCUGGGAAACAUUAGUAUGACCGAUGUUCAGCAUAUCAUGAAGGAUCUCAGAACAUCAUGGCUGUGGUUGAGCUGCUUCCAGUUUGUGUCCAAGGUUCGGUUGACAAGAGGCGUCGAGACAGGCGAGGACCAAUACCCGGUCCUGGAUGUGAAUGCAAAGUCGACGUUCGGAUACACCCUCUCGAAGCUGCAAGCGACCAAGGUGCACCGGCUGUGGAUCAUCAAUGAUACAAACCAUGUAGUCGGAGUCGUCAGUCUAACGGAUGUCUUUAAGGUCUUGAGCGGUUAUGUUGACUCUUGA
Messenger RNA from Linnemannia hyalina, 921 nucleotides. NCBI's taxonomy places the organism in Eukaryota, Fungi, Mortierellomycota, Mortierellomycetes, Mortierellales, Mortierellaceae. The record is from the annotation of a GenBank genome assembly.